Sycon ciliatum is the source of this 1306-nucleotide messenger RNA. RefSeq lists its product as uncharacterized. The transcript has 5 exons. NCBI's taxonomy places the organism in Eukaryota, Metazoa, Porifera, Calcarea, Leucosolenida, Sycettidae. The record is from RefSeq and is a predicted model, not a curated record. Bases 347 to 1030 code for a protein of 227 amino acids.
GUGCUAGAAACGUGCUAGUACUGGCACUGCUAGGCCCGGCGGCUGCAUGAUUAUAACAUGUCAGCCCAAACUUGAGAGAAAGAAAAGAAGACAGCGUGACAUAGGCGGCGCGGCGCUGCUUGUCAUGUCGAUGUAAAACGGAAGACGCCCUAGCUACGCAGUACGGGCGCAGGAGAUGUAAUGACUGGGUGGCAUCGAUGAUCAUUACGAUGAGUAUUCCGCCCUGGUAUGUUCUGCUAGCGGACAAGGAGCCGUCGCACACAUCGGAAUACAAAUCAUUUGUGAACAACGCUAUCAGGAUAUCGCCUCAAACUCUGCUGAGUUUAUACCUUGGGAGUCCAGUGUCAUGGAGGAUAGAAGAAGUGCUGGAACAAGUCGGGGCCAGCCAACGUUUGCAGUCUCGGUAUGUCCAGUACGACGCACCAAUGCUGCGGAAGAAUAUGACUCCUCUAACUACGAGGUGUGUCUGUUGCGUGAGGCCGGUGCAGAGCGGUGUGGAACGCUGACCUGCGUGGUUGAGCCAGGGACACAUCCGGAGCGUGUUGCACAGAGGGAGUUGAAGGCACAGACACAACUUUCGGUGUCCCGGUUCGUCCCUCUUCAUAUUCAAGCUCAGCCACAUCGUGGAGAGCAUACAAUCACGGUGUUCUAUCUCGCUCCUGUGAAUGAAAAAGACGAGGCUCAUGGAUUUCCAUCUGUGGAAACAGCCUUUGAGAAUCUGCAGUUUGUCCUGGAGAACCACCACAAUGAAUUCGAUAUGUUCUAUGGUCAUCGUGACAUGAUCUUGGCAGUUGACUCCUGGCUGAGAGAUCAGCACCGACUAGAUGAAGUGUCACCGCAUCUAGACCUGCUCUUCAACAGCGCUGAUGAUCGAUCUGAAGACAGAGUUAGUGUCCCUGUAGGGCAUUUGAAAUUUGCAAUAGAUGCCAACCCACUGUACGAAGAAAGCAUUGAGCCAAUAGAAGACUGCCUACUUAUUGGUUUCAACAAUCCGCUCUUCCUCCACGCAGAGCUCCAAGCAUCAACAUGAGAACCGUAGAACGCAUUGUGUGAGACACUCAGCGUCGGCACUGUACGCAUAUAUUUUACCUUCUUCUAAUUCUACUCUGACGAGCAUUUCUAUACUAGUGAUAUACCAUUCAUGGCUUUCCAGCAGUACGAGGCCAGUGCCAACUAGCUGCUAGUAUACAUUUGUAUUGGCAACACGAUGAUGAAGGAUAUUCUUGAUACUUGUAAUGCAAGCAUACUAUUUUAUUGAUACAGCACGUAUAAAGCUCAUAAUGGAAAAUCAAAUGAGGGUCAUGCA